AAUGCACCAAUCAAAAAUUGCAAAUAAAUUUGACCUACUUUUGGAAACACGGAAAUGAGGAUGACACAGGUAACCUUAGCCUUAUUUGGCAGAAAAGAGAAACCACCACAACAGCCAGUGGUGGCUUAAAUAGUAUGGAUCACAAUCACAACUAUGAUUGUGUCCCAGAUGCAAAAUAUCACGACUAUAUACAACACAAUCUUGACCGCCUGAAAGAAAAAUGCUCCAAGUUAACUGACUGCAUUGAUAAACUUUUGGAAGAGGAGAAUGCUAUUGUUGUUCUCAAGGGAGAUAAUAUUAGUCUUAAUAAAACUUGUGGGCUUAUCUACAAACCAGAAAAUGGAAAUUACACCACUCUAAGAGGAAAGUGCAGUCCAAUUGAACGUGAAGAAAUUCGAUCAGAUAUUGAAGAUGGCCUGAAUGAUAUGCUUGAUAAAAAUCGAACAUGGAAAAAUGUCAAUACAUGUUUAAAGAAUAGAUAUGGGGAUAUCGAGAGAACAACUAGAGUGGAAGAAGUUUGCUUGUUGGCAAAAAAUAGAAAAGAAAUAUGCAAUAAUACUACAACACAUAAAACAGUGGAAAGAUUCUUCAAUUCAGAAAUUCAAAAUCUUCAAUGUAGGUGUCAGCUGCUAGAGCAUGAAGGGGAAGAAAAUGAAACCUCCUCAAAUGAAAUGUCAACAGGGGCAAUAAUUGGCAUUGGAAUUGCAUGCUUUGUAGUUCUUGUUGCCAUCUUUUGUCUUAUAUUUUUUUGUUACAGACGAAAACAUUUAAAAAAGAGCAAAAAUAAACCCAAUGUUGUGUACAUGGCUCCUCCUGGACAAGAUGCUGUUUAUCAGGAACUCUUUGAUGACAAAAUAUAUAAAGGGUUUCCUCCCAACCAACCUCCAAACUUACCAUCACGCUAUGUACAACAUUCACAAAUUCAAGAUGAUUCUGGUUACUUAGAACCUGUUAUGGCUGGAAUGAAAUACAGACCCAUGCCACCAAUACCUGGGCAAGCUUCAAAUCCAGGAUAUGAAAGUCCUCCUCGUUACAGCCAAUAUGAGAAAGAUACAGCAACUCCUGAGGUAGACACUGAAAAUGGAUACUUUAAACCUCUUCCAGAGCCAUCUAGUGGCACUCUUAAUGCUCAAGCUGACUCAGAUAAAGAGAGGUCGGAGAACAGUGGAUAUGAACCGCUUAGUGGCUCACGGUCAAGUCUUCCUUUGGAAGAUGCACCAGUCCCAGAAGCCCCUAUCCCUGCUAAGAGAAGUAAAUCUGGAAAUAAAUCAGAAGAGUCUCAUUAUUUUGAACUAGAGAAUGGUGGGGCUAGUAAGGAAGAUAGAAAUACUGUCUAAUUAAAGGAAAACAAAGAGCCUAAUUAAUAAAAUUUACAAAAAUAAACAUUAAUAUCUUAUAUAAUACAGAUGUUACUUCAAAAAAGAAGAUGAUUACGUCCCAUGUAUAUUAACUAAUAACCUAAAUUCUGCUGAGUCACUGGUUUUCCUGGCAAGCUCAAUUAUUGUAAUUCAGGAAAGAAAGUUACUUGUAAUAUUAUCUAUAGUUACUUAUUUAAGUAAACAUAUCUGAAAGGUGCUUGAUGUCAGUACAGCUAAGAUAAUUUUAAAUAAUAUUAAAAAAAUGUCUGAAUUAUUAUUAUGACUUCUGAUUAAAUUACUGCUUAAUAUAUCUUUACAUAAAUAUCUCUUUUAUGUCUAUAUCAAAAUCUUAGUUAUUUUAAGUCCUAAAUGAGCCUUACAUGAGAUUGAUUGGGCUUUUUCUAUAAGAACAUUCAAUCAUUUUACUUUUUAAGUAAAUUAAGGGCAGCUAUGUGAUGUUCAAAUUUUAUAAGGUUUGACUGUAUCUGUUAAAAGUUUUGAAUUCUUUGAUUGUUAGAAAAUGUAAAAUGCUUUUAUGUGAACCUUUAUUUUUAAAUUAAUGGUGCAGUCCAAUUUUUCUCAAACUACUGCCAACAACUUAAUUUAAAAUUGCAUCACUUGAAGCCUAUUUACUAAUUUAAUAUUUUAUUUUAACACUGGCUCAAUAGCAAAAGAAUUUUCCUUCCAAAAACAAUUCAAUAUCUCUUCCUGUUUUAUCGUUCAUUGAGGCAUAAUUAUAAAUACCUUUUUCAGUCUUGAGCUUGUUCUUGCCGAAUGUGCGUCAAGUUCAAUGAAACUUCAAUUUUUCUAUUAACUCUGUUCUAUAUUAAAUAUAUUUAUAUGUAUUAACAUUUUUUCAGUCUUCAUUCCUUUGUAUUUUAUUAACUCAAUUUUCUUAUUACAAUUUGUAAGAUUUUUUCAGACUUCUGUAUAUUUGAAAAGUUUUUUGUGGCUUACAUGGAUAAACCUAUUUCCAUUGGACAUUCCGUUGCCUUGAAUAAUUUUAGUCUAUCUUUAUCUGCAUCAUCAUCUUUUUUUUUAAAGAUUGUAUGCACUAGCCAUAUUUAUCAAAAAUGUAGAAAUCAAGAAAAAUAAGCUUCGUUCUUCUGUCUCAUAGAAGAAAUGAAGUACAUGACAGGCUUGUUUAAUAAUUGUUUUAACUUAGAACAGGGGUUCUAAAACUUUUUAGCUAUACCACAUGGUCCUUUAGCUUCAAUGUACUUGCUGCAUUCCCCUUUUAUAUUUAAAAAAAUAACAUAAUACAACAUAGUUAUGGUAAUUUUAUUCCAGUUAUUAACAUUAACUUAUUAACCAAAGUAAAAAGAACAACUAAUGUUCUUUUUUUUUUUUGUAGACUGCCAAAUUAAAAAAAAAAAAGAUGUAUUAGAUGAAAAGUUGAUAUUUAGUCCAUCCAAAUAAAAUAAAAGCAGCUCCCCUGUCCGAACCCUUUUUUUUGUUAAUAAAAUUAUUGUUUUGUUUUUUUCCCAGCCUAAAGUGAAAUAUGAGCCGUCUUGAGUAGCCUCUUUGUCAAGAACUGGAAUACCUUUAAUUAGGAAAACUAAAGUCUUAAGAUUUGUAUUGGUAAAGCUUUCCAUUCUAGCUCAGUCGGGUUUCUUUGCAAGAGUUUUCAUGUAACAUCUAUUCAAUACAAAAUAUUGGGUUUUAUAUUGACUGUGAAAUUAGACUUUUUUUAUAGUCCUCAUCAAAGAGUUAAUUAGGCUGCUAAUCCUAGUUAAAAACCCUACUGUAAAUUUAUAUUUUACUUUUAUAUAGGAUAAUAUUGCAUUUAAUUAUAACUUAACAGGAAAUGCCAUUUUUUAUUGAUUUUUUUUUUGUUAUAUGAAUAAUUCAUUACACUAUUUUUAUUACAGUAAGUAGUUGGACUUGUACUACUUUCUUUUAAUAUUCAAACUGGAUUUGGUCAAUGUAUCAUAAAAUAGUAAUAUUUGUUUUCUCUGCAUCCAUUGGUUGUAUUGUUAUUUGAGUAAAAAAAAAUAAUUUUUUAACUAGAUCUGACUUUCAUGUUCACGCAUGAGACUCAAAAUUUCACUUUACAUUUUGAACCAUCAAUCUUAAUGAAAUUAUUCUUUUUGAAUU
Molecule: messenger RNA, 3455 nt
Organism: Biomphalaria glabrata
Lineage: Eukaryota; Metazoa; Mollusca; Gastropoda; Planorbidae
Exons: 9
Coding region: 135-1337 (400 amino acids)
Source: RefSeq, a predicted model, not a curated record